GGAGGUAGCGGGCGGCGGCGCUGGUUGGGACCGCAUCCCCCGGGCAUCCCCUGGCGCUACACGCGCGGGGCAGAUGACCCCAGAAGAGCCAAGGGAGAUAACAGAGUCCACUCCAUUACGCUGCAGGAAGCUCAGCAAUCCUGACAUCUUUUCAUCUGCUGGGAAAACCAAGCUCCAUCGUCAGCUAAGUCAAGAUGACUGCAAGCUACGAAGAGGUAGUUUGGCAAGUUCUUUGUCAGGAAAACAGCUGCUUCCCUUAUCAAAUAGUGUCCACAGUGGGGUGGGACAGACGGUAUGGCAGCCACCUGGAGAUACCUCAAACUUGGUCCGCAUGAGAAAUCAGUCUCUAGGACAAUCUGCUCCUUCACUUACUGCUGGUUUGAAAGAGCUCAGUCUCCCCAGAAGAGGAAGUUUCUGUCGGACAAGCAACAGAAAGAGUUUGAUCGUAACAUCCAGCACAUCUCCAACUCUCCCACGACCACAUUCCCCCCUUCAUGGACAUGCAGGUAGCAGCCCUUUGGACAGUCCCAGGAACUUCUCCCCAAAUGCACCUGCUCAUUUUUCCUUUGUUCCUGCCCGAAGCCACGGACACAGAGCAGACAGAACGGAUGGACGCCGCUGGUCCUUGGCCUCCCUUCCUUCAUCUGGAUAUGGAACAAACACUCCCAGUUCAACAGUUUCAUCAUCAUGCUCAUCUCAGGAGAAGCUGCACCAGCUGCCCUUUCAGCCCACGGCAGAUGAACUUCAUUUCCUGACAAAGCAUUUCAGUACUGAGAGCAUCACUGAUGAGGAAGGGCGUCAUUCUCCAGCCUUGAGGCCUCGAUCUCGCAGUCUCAGUCCGGGUCGCUCCCCAAUUUCCUUUGACAGUGAAAUAAUAAUGAUGAAUCAUGUGUACAAAGAAAGGUUUCCAAAGGCCACGGCACAGAUGGAAGAACGGCUGGCUGAGUUUAUUGCCUCUAAUGCUCCAGAGAACGUGCUGCAAUUAGCAGAUGGGGUCCUAAGUUUCAUUCAUCAUCAAGUUAUUGAACUGGCCAGAGAUUGCCUAGAUAAAUCACGUGAAGGUCUUAUUACUUCUCGGUACUUUUAUGAGCUGCAGGAAAACUUGGAGAAACUUCUCCAGGAUGCCCACGAGCGAUCCGAGAGCUCCGAGGUUGCCUUUGUUACCCAACUUGUGAAGAAGCUGAUGAUUAUCAUUGCACGACCAGCUCGGCUGCUUGAAUGCCUGGAGUUUGAUCCUGAAGAGUUCUACCAUUUGUUAGAAGCUGCAGAAGGCCAUGCCAAGGAAGGGCAAGGAAUUAAAUGUGACAUUCCUCGUUACAUUAUCAGCCAGCUGGGACUCACCAGGGAUCCCCUGGAGGAAAUGGCCCAGCUGAAUAGCUAUGACAGCCCAGACACUCCUGAGACAGAUGAUUCAGUAGAGAGCCGUGGGGCCUCUGUCCAGUCAAAGAAAACUCCAUCUGAAGAAGAGUUUGAAACUAUUAAACUAAUCAGUAAUGGUGCCUAUGGAGCGGUGUAUUUGGUGCGACAUAAGACCACUCGUCAACGUUUUGCCAUGAAGAAGAUCAACAAACAGAACCUCAUUUUGAGAAAUCAGAUCCAGCAGGCUUUUGUGGAGAGAGAUAUCUUGACGUUUGCUGAGAACCCCUUUGUGGUCAGCAUGUUCUGCUCCUUUGAGACCAAGCGUCACCUGUGCAUGGUUAUGGAGUAUGUGGAAGGAGGCGAUUGUGCUACACUUCUCAAGAACAUUGGGGCCCUACCUGUUGAUAUGGCAAGGAUGUAUUUUGCCGAGACUGUUCUGGCAUUGGAGUACCUACACAAUUAUGGGAUUGUUCACCGUGACCUAAAACCUGAUAAUCUCCUGAUAACUUCCAUGGGUCACAUUAAACUUACAGACUUUGGACUGUCUAAAAUUGGAUUAAUGAGUCUUACAACUAAUCUUUAUGAGGGACACAUUGAGAAGGAUACUAGGGAAUUCCUAGACAAGCAGGUCUGUGGGACUCCGGAAUACAUUGCACCAGAAGUGAUCCUGCGCCAGGGCUAUGGGAAGCCCGUGGACUGGUGGGCCAUGGGAGUUAUCCUGUACGAGUUCCUAGUUGGCUGUGUUCCUUUCUUUGGGGACACACCUGAAGAGCUGUUUGGACAAGUGAUCAGUGAUGAAAUUGCCUGGCCAGAAGGUGAUGAUGCACUUCCCCCAGAUGCCCAGGACCUCAUUUCUAAGCUUCUCCGCCAAAAUCCUCUGGAAAGAAUGGGAACAGGUAGUGCCUUUGAAGUGAAGCAGCAUCGGUUCUUUAAAGAUUUGGACUGGAAUGGAUUACUUCGGCAGAAAGCUGAAUUCAUCCCACAGUUGGAAUCUGAGGAUGACACAAGCUAUUUUGACACCCGCUCAGAAAGGUACCAACACCUGGAUUCAGAAGAAGAGGAGGACACUAAUGAUGAUGAUCAUGUGGAAAUUCGGCAGUUUUCCUCAUGCUCGCCAAGGUUCAGCAAGGUGUACAGCAGCAUGGAACGUCUUUCCAUCCACGAAGAGAGGAAGACUCCACCCCCGACUAAACGGAGCCUGAGUGAAGAAAAAGAUGAUCGCCUGGACAGCCUUGGAGGCUUGAAGAGUCGAGACCGCAGCUGGGUGAUUGGGUCUCCUGAAAUAUUGCGUAAGCGCUUGUCUAUGUCCGAAUCCUCACACACGGAGAGUGACUCCAGCCCACCCUUGACGGUUCGCCGACGCUGCUCAGGGCUUCUCGAUAUGCCGCGUUUUGCCAUCUCAGCCGAGGAUGAGGGAACUGUUCUCAAAAGGCCGCAGUCCGAGGGGAUGCUCUUAUCUGCUGUGCAGUCGCGGGAGGGACUCCCAGUGCCCAUUCCUGAACAGCCUGUGGAGCAGGAGCUGCAGCUGGAAGGUGAUGCUGGACCCACCACCCCCUCCACGGCCGUCAGCAGCGCCUCAACGCUGACAGCUGGGAGCACUGCAGAUUUCUCUGAUCCACGAGCUCGCAGUAAUAGCAAUGAAGGCCCAGACUUUACCACACCAAAAGCCAUCAGCGAUUUGGCAGUGCGGCGGGCACGACACAGGUUGCUCUCUGGGGAAUCAGGGGAGAAACGUGCCUCGAGACCUGUCAAUAAAGUGAUUAAAUCAGCAUCCGCCACUGCCUUGUCUCUCCUGAUUCCCUCAGAUCACCACACGUGUUCUCCAUUGGCCAGUCCAAUGUCACCUCAUUCUCUAUCCUCCAACCCAUCUUCGAGGGACUCCUCACCCAGCCGCGACUUUUCUCCUGCUAUUGCAAACCUGAAACCACCAAUCAUCAUCCAUCGGGCUGGAAAGAAAUACGGUUUCACUCUCCGUGCCAUUCGCGUCUAUAUGGGUGACAGUGAUAUCUACACUGUGCAUCACAUGGUCUGGCACGUGGAGGAAGGUGGUCCAGCAAAUGAAGCAGGUCUGCGUGAAGGGGAUCUGAUAACCCAUGUCAACGGGGAGCCAGUCCAUGGACUGGUGCACACGGAAGUGGUGGAGCUGAUUCUGAAGAGUGGAAAUAAAGUGUCCAUCUCCACCACGCCAUUUGAGAACACAUCCAUCAAAGUUGGUCCAGCUCGAAAAGCCAGCUACAAAUCCAAGAUGGCUCGUAGGAACAAGAAGAGCAAAACUAAGGAUGGUCAGGAAAGUAAGAAGAAGAGUUCCUUGUUGAGGAAGAUCACUAAACAAGCAUCACUACUUCACACCAGCCGGAGUUUAUCUUCACUGAACCGCUCUCUGUCUUCUGGAGAAAGUGUGCCCGGCUCUCCAACUCACAACCUGUCUCCUCGGUCACCAACGCAGAGUUACAGAUCCACUCCUGAGUCUGUACACUCAGUUGGUGGCAAUUCUUCCCAGAGCAGCUCUCCUAGUUCCAGUGUUCCCAAUUCUCCAGCCAGCUCUGGACACAUCCGACCCAGCUCUCUGCAUGGACUAGCACCAAAGCUUCAAAGGCAGUACAGAUCUCCGAGGCGUAAAUCUGCAGGAAAUAUCCCUCUGUCACCACUAGCUCACACUCCAUCGCCAACCCCACAGUCCACAUCACCGCAGCGCUCCCCAUCUCCUUUACCAGGACACUCAGUUGGCAGCUCCAGUAUUAUUCAGUCUUUCCCAGUAAAACUACACUCCUCUCCACCACUGGUGAGACAAAUUUCUCGCCCCAAAAGUGCUGAGCCUCCCAGAUCUCCUUUGCUAAAGAGAGUGCAGUCAGCUGAGAAACUAGCUGCCUCGCUGUCCUCUUCUGAGAAGAAGCUGGCUUCCUCACGCAAGCACAGCUUGGAUAUCUCUCACUCUGAAUUCAAGAAGGAGAUGUUACAGAGAGAUCCUAGUCUCCAGAGCUUACAAGAAUCUGUGAAUGAAACAACAGGUGGCAAACUUGGGCUAGCGGAAAAAGGGAUGUUGCAGAAGCCGGGUUCACGGAAGUUGGGUGCUAUUCGACAGGACAGGGUGGAGAGGAGGGAGUCUCUGCAAAAGCAAGAGGCCAUCAGAGAAGUCGAUUCUUCUGAAGAUGAAACGGAUGAUGGUUCAGAAGAUAGUCAGGACGGGAGAAGACUGGACAAGCCCCCUGACAGUGGAGACCAGGGCUCAGAUUCUUUUAAUGAGGAUAAUAAGUUUUCAUCUAAAUUGGAAAGCAAAGAUAGUAUUGAAGAUGAUGCCUUUCUACCUGAAGAUCCAAAAGGUACAGAAGAUUUACAGAAGGGAAAUGGUCAACAAGCCAAGCCUGUUUCAGAGCCACUGCAAAUCGGUGUGCACCCUUCUCCAUCAGAGGCCCUCCCAAGAACUUCUCUAGAAAAAAUAGCUAAUUCAGAAGAGCCAUUCCUGAGAUCAGAAACAACUGCAAAGGAACAUAAAUUGCCAGAAAACAAAACUUUUGAGUGUUUUGGUCCAAAAGACAAGUCUUCUGAAGCAAUCAAAGACCUAGGGAGAACUACAAGUGUUCAAAAAACAGUAGAUCACACAGAACAUAUACAAUGCCCAUCUAUCAGACUCUUGGAACUUGAAGAAGGUGACUCUUCAGGGGCCUCGUGUGGUAAACUUGACCUGAAGGACUCUCUGCUAACAGAAAGCAGUCAGAAAAAACAGGAUUCCAAACCUCUGCUGGCACUUUCUUCAUGGUGUACGGCAAGCGUGAGCACUCCUCUCUCGGUAAGUCCCGCCGAUCGCAGCAAGAAGGAUCACAAGGAGAUGCUUCAGCCUACAGAACAGCACAGCACCUCAUUUCUGUCCCCUGGAAGUGCGAGCAAGAUGUCCCACAAAAGUCCUAGUACUGAAAAGCAGCCCAGCUCGUCUGAGGCAGAGAGCGGUUCUACUGCCAGCAAGACGAGCCCAGCAGGUCCUGUGUCCUCCACGCUCCUCGUCCCCGGCGCUAUCGAAAGAGCUCUCUCUGUGUCUCAGUUAGUGCCGCUGGCUCAGAGCGUGUUAGGCCCUUUGAAGCUCAGUAUGGCUGGUUCUGGAGAGUUGGAAAAGAGAAAGGAUUUCCCCCAUUCGGGUGCCUCCUGUAAAGAAGAGAGAGAUUCAAAACAAAAAAGACAGGAAACUUCACAAGCAGGUGCGUGUCAAGAGAAAGCCAAACUAUCUAGCACAGACCGUCUGACCACAAGGAGUGGGUCCUGCGCAGAGUCAUUAAACUCAGCGAAGCCCUGGGAGGCGACAUGUCCUGUGGUGGCAAAAAAGGAAGCAACUUUUUGCAGCGCUAAAGCGUCUGAAGCGUUGGGAGGUAGCUGCAAAAUCACUCCAUCAAAAGAGCUAUCCCACGCUCUUGGACAAGCAGCUCUGAGAGCCUCUCCUCUGCCAGAUGGCAGCACAAGGCCCUGUAAGGAAGGGACUCUCACACUAGCAAAAAGCAAAGAGGUUGGAAAUCAGUUAAAAAUACAAGACUUUCCCCUGUCACAUGAUGGUGCUGUAAAGAAAACAUAGCAGCAUCCCUGGUACGCGUGGACUGGAGCAUUCUACAUUCAAAAUAGAGACUGCAUGUUUGAAUUUUGUAAUAUACACUAAUAUAAAAUAGAACUUGUGUACAUCUAUUUUUGGGAGGGUUUUUUUCAUACUGUUUUUUGUGUUUUUUCAUCCUUGCUAUUCUAUUUUUGUACACAGUAAUGCUUGCUGUUUGAGGUCUCUUUAGAACAGGGUAUCUUUAAAGCAGGGCUUAAGAAACAGUUUGUUGAAUUUUUUUUUUUUCCCCUCCUUCCAGACCUUUUAUGUUGCUUGAGUUUAGGGCCUGUUGUGCUCUUCCCUCUAACCCUGCCUUUAUUUGAGAUACCAAAAUUCUGAGUACAAAAAAGGCAGUUUACUUUAAAAUCUCUGCUUUUCAACCUUCUCUUUGAAAUGCUAUUGGAAUUCACAAAUUUCAAGUAUUUUCUUUGAAUUUACAAUCUGGUGUCCUUUGACAAGGAGAAGAAAAUACCCUCUUGUCCGCAAGUUAUUCUGGAGCUACCAACCCUCUUUGUAAGGCCUCCUCAUCACCAUGUGCAUUCAGUCCUGCACGCGUCUUUAGAGGAUACAGAGGCAAGGGACUUGGCUGGAGGGAUUGGACAGAGAGUGAUCCCUGUCUUCUUUUUAAACCAAUUAAAAGUACUUUUCAAUGCAAUUAUCAGAAAGAGAAAUAAUCCAGUCUGUAAGCUGUUUGAGGGGGGGAUUUUAUUUUACUUACUCUUUAUGGGACACAUAGCAAAUUUUCCCUCUGUUUUUAAACUUUUAAUGAUGUUUUAUCUUCCUUUCUCUGGCUUCAAUUCAUAACUUUCCCUGCCUCAGAGUAAAUGACCCCAGGAGAGGAGUGCCUUGUAGGUUGAUUUUAAAGUAAGAGGAAUUUGUAGUCACCUGUUCUCCAGUGUGUCUCAGUCAAAGUUAUCUCAAUGAUAAAUGACCUUUGGAGACUUUUCCUUCUCUUGGAGAGUCUAAAUAGGUAGGGAUUUUAUUCAUUUCUGAAUUGGGGCUUGGGAAACUUGCUGAGUUUUCUAUCUGCCUGGUUUAAAAACAAACAAACAAACCAACCUAUGAAGAGCUCUGACUCCUCGAGUUCUGUGGACAAGCUGCAAGCAGACUUCAAAACACAUGUGAUAUUUUAAGAUUUCAGCUUUGAUAGCUAGGUCAUUUCCACCGCUGAGGUCACUUUCCAUUAAAAAGUUACUCUUUGCUCUUAGGUUUAGACAUUGCUUUGCUUUAAGUGUGACCAACUCUGGAUAACAGUGCUCUUGCUGAGGAUUAGAUCAAUAAUAAUACACCAAUAAAUGUGUCGAGUGGUGAUACCUGUAGCACUGUAAGCCAUCUCUUCAUCCAAUUAAAGGUUCCUCUCAAUGAACGCUCCCAUCAUUUGUCCCAGAUUGUGCUCAGCUUUUAUUCUAGUCUUGUCUCAGUGUAUCUCCUUGCGGAUCACCCGCCAGGUCUAGUAUCCUGAUCACUGACUUACUCUGUUAGAAGUAGAAUGACUGUGCAACAGUAUUUCAAGCUAAAACCUGCAUCUGUUGGUCUUACUUCAUUACACUACCACCUUUUUCAUUGUCUUGGUCUUCUCCAGAUGGAAGUUUUGAUUCACUUUCCCUAAAUGCAAAUAUGUUUUUAUAUCGGAAUAUAUUUUCUCCAUCUCUUUCAACUUGAUUUCAGCUCAAUCCACAAAUCACAAAAAUCUCUGGAAUCUCACCCUGCUUCCUUCUGUAUAACCAGUUUCUCCUGAUUAUAUACUUGAUUUUUGGCUGCUUGGAUUUAAUUUCUGGACCAAGUUUUGGUUUGGUUUGAACUUUUUUUUUAAAACAUGUUUAAAUGAGUGUUUGCUCCGUGUGUCUGUGUGAACUUAUAUGGUGUUGUUAAUACACUAACCAAAGCCUCAACGCUCCCAGAUAACACGUUAAUAAAUCUUGCUGUGACGGUAUUGAGAGCAGAGCCUGCUGUGCUGUCUCUUUGCUCUUUUUCCUGGAAUUCAUAGGUUACUCAUAUACACUUGGUUUGCAGUUAUAAACCACAGUAUUUCCACUGUCUUGUCAGGGUCCUGGGUAUCUCCAGGCUUGCAAAGCACUCUUGUUGAUGAGCGUUGGUCUGUGCUGAUUUGGAGCAAUAGCAAGUAAGGAGCAGACUUGGCAGGAUCUGGUACUUACCUGGCUGGUUUUCUCCCCAAUGGGUGAUCUACUAAAAAAUUGCUGAGAAAGGAGGUCUGAUUGGCAGUGGUGUAUAUGAUAAAAUGGACAGGAAUAGUGAAAAAUUGAUUCAGCAUCCUGAGUCUAUGAUAAUUACAAAGCAAAGCCUCAAGCUUAUCUCCUGAGAGCACCUAACCUUGGCAAGAUGAAGACUCUAUCAAUUAAGUUACGGGCCCGGAGCUGGGUGAGGAUGUGGUCUGACCUGGCUGUUCUCUGGGUGGCAGGUCUCCCUUUCCUUCUCCUUGUGGUGACACAGCUGCCUCUGUGAGUGUGCUCCUGGGGCAUCCACAAAGGGCUCUGCGUUUAAAAAAAACUUAAGGGGAAAACCGCUCUUAGGAGAGAGGGCUGGGUAAUCUGGCUCAUCCCACACAGGUUGGGAGGGGGAACCUGCUGAAGAUACCAGCUGUAUUAACUGCUGACUCCCUCCCUUUGCAACUGGGGGCUCCUGUGCUGAAUUGCAGUUAUCCUUAUGCAU
Messenger RNA from Athene cunicularia (burrowing owl), 8602 nucleotides. It is a transcript of the gene MAST2, whose product is annotated as microtubule associated serine/threonine kinase 2. The record is from RefSeq and is a predicted model, not a curated record. Gene Ontology annotation, biological process: intracellular signal transduction; peptidyl-serine phosphorylation. Lineage: Eukaryota; Metazoa; Chordata; Aves; Strigiformes; Strigidae. Gene Ontology annotation, molecular function: protein serine/threonine kinase activity; ATP binding; magnesium ion binding. The coding region runs from base 74 to 5917 and encodes 1947 amino acids. Gene Ontology annotation, cellular component: microtubule cytoskeleton. The transcript has 30 exons.